GGUUUUUUUAGCACCAGAUCCGCGGCGUACGAGUGCGAGUACGAGUACCGAUCGAUCCGUUGAUCUUCCGACCACGUAGUCCGAGCCAAAGUCGAAAGCUAAAGCCAAAGCUAAAGCUAAAGCUGUGGCUGAAGCGUCGCUUAAGUUAUUAAAACAACAACUUUGCACAUCUAUAUAUCUAUAGUAUAUAUACUACAUAACUCGCUACUUUGUGUGCGUGUGUAUCUGUGUGAGCAGCAGCAGCAGCAGUGGGGAGCAGACCGUGUGGAGCGCUGACGGAUUUGUUAUUUUUUGCAUAAAUCAGUUUCGAGAGCGGGCGCGCGCGUACUUCGAGUUUGGGUUUCGGUUUCGGAUCCAAUCCGAUCAUCGCUGUUCUGUUCUAGAAUCUAGAUGAUGCCGCAUACACCGCAGCCGGCGGCAGGCGUGAGGCAGCUUCAGUUCGUUGCCUGAGUCUUUCGUAUCGCGGAAAUCAAAAUCCAAAUCGAUCUAUAAAUAAAGCCAAUCGAUGGCUCUGACCAACUUCUCACUGCCUUUCGGUGCCCUUGGCCAGCCCUGGGGCGUCACCCUGGCCCCUCUGCAUCCCAUUCAUCAGCUGGCCAGCAACACCAACAAUCUGCUGUACUCGCCAGCCGAUCAUCAGCAGCAGCAUCCCCCGCAGCAGCAGAGCCCCACAGAUCCCGAAUUCUUUAAGAACAAUCCCUAUGCCCCACCACAGCAGGUGCCCCAGCCACAGGGCGGAGUCGGGGGCGGAGGCUAUCAAUACCAGAGCAGACGCAAGCAGAACAAUGCCUAUCUGCCACCCACGGGACCGAGUGCGGCACACAACUCUGUCUACCACAUCCAGCAACAGCAGCAGCAGACACAACAGCAGCAGCAGGAAGCCAACAACAACGAGAAUAGCGUCUCCUACCAGAGCUCCUCCUCCAGGUCGAACAGCGCCGGCCAAAGCACCAUUCAGCUGACGCAGACCCACCAUUCGACUGGCAGAGGCCCUGGCGAGGGCUCGUACAGCCGCUUUCCGGGCCAGCAGAAGCAGUUCUUCAAUGCCCAUGGCAGUGCCAGUGCCACAUUCAGCAAGAACAGCGGCAGCUUCAGUAUUACCAGCUACGGGAGCAGGCAGCAGCCGCAGCCGCAACCCCAGCCCCAGCCCCAGGCGCCACUGCCACAGCCACAGCCGCUCCCAGCACCUCCCCCGCCCGCUCCCCAGACGCAGCAGCAGCCACGGCCCAGACAGUCGAAGCCCGAGGCUCAGCCCGCCUCCACCUACGGCGUGGCACCACCCGAAAAUUAUCCGGAAAGAGCUCCCGGCUUUACGAGGGUCCAAGCGGGGCAGGGCUCCCGCACUCAGGUUCAUGCCGUUCUCGACUACGAUGUGGAGGAGGGCGAUGAGGAGGAUGAGGAUGAAGACGACGACGGACAGUACUACGAGGGGCAGGGGCAGGAAAGAGAAAAAACGAAUAACAAUCAGAUGCCCACUGUGACACCCAUCCAGGGUCCGAUCUUUCUGAAGAACGGCACGGUGCCGGUGGUGCCGCUGUUCUCCUAUCCAAAGCUCAACAAUGGAUCGUUCCUACAGAUUCCGAUCUGGUGGACGGCCUUGUCUGUAGCUCUGGGUCUGGAUGUGAGGGGUGAUGUGAUCAAGGGAGUGCCAUGCAUCAAGCGAUAUCAUCAGCUGUUCUGCCCCACAGCCGGCAACAGCUAUCCCAUCGACAAGAUCGAACGUUUCAUAGAUGACAACAAGGCACUGAUGCGUCGAAUGUAUGGAGACUUUGAGAUGAAUAUGGAAGGACCUGCAGGAGGAGGAAGUGGCGCAGGAGGAGGAGGACGCAACCAGCAGGCAAAGGUGCGGAAAAGGCGAUUCAUAGACGAACCGGAUAUAUUCAUUCCACCCGGUGCCUAUGCGGCCAAUGCCGGGGAGGCCGUAGAGGCGGGCGACAGCUAUUUUGGAGAACUACGCAAGAAGCGUCAAGCGGCAGCCGGUGGCAGUCGCAACAGAGGAGGAGCAGGAGGAGGCGGCAGCAGUGGUGGUGGUGGUUCUGCUGCUGGAAGCAAUGCCAACAGGACACCUGGUGGGAAUGGGGGCGGCCAGGCGAAUUCGGGUACGGGCAGACUCGAUGCCUGCGAAUCGAAGAUCGAGAUCGUGACACCCUAUUGGGCAUCGAACUCUGCGGGCAAGAUCAGGGCCAUUGUCAAUACCCAGCACUUUGAGCAGGCCAUCCACCAGGAGGUGUGUAGCAAUACUCAAACACCGCGCUGCGAGGGAGAAUGUGGAUGCGAGCAAAAGUACAAAUGGCAUCGUCUGCUCGCCUACGAUCCCGACAACGAUUGCAAGGGUAUCUUUAUGGAUUGGUUCCUGUUUCCUUCGUGCUGUGUCUGUAGAUGUAAUCCUUAGAUUCCUCCCUCCCGAGUCCCAUGUCUGAGCAAAUUAUAGAAUGAAAAUGAGUAUAAUCGUAGGUAGAAUGCCACUGAAUGUAUUUUAGUUGUUGUUAAGUAGAUCUUAUAUGUACGAUAUAUCCACUAUUUGGUAGCUCUCUAGUUAAGCAUCGAUUCUAUGUAGUUAAGGUUUUAUACGAGCCAUAUAUUUACCCCUAACCUGUAUCCUGUAUCCUAUAUCCUCCCCUCCAUUUACUCGUAAACACACAUUCGAUAUAACUCAAACUCCAUUUGUUGUUGUACUGUAAUCGUAAUUGUAAUCGUAAAAUGAAUCAAGCGAAUAAAGUCUAUUAUAUACAAAUA
Molecule: messenger RNA, 2736 nt
Organism: Drosophila persimilis
Lineage: Eukaryota; Metazoa; Arthropoda; Insecta; Diptera; Drosophilidae
Gene: spz3
Product: protein spaetzle 3
Exons: 5
Coding region: 506-2392 (628 amino acids)
Biological process (GO): regulation of Toll signaling pathway; innate immune response; central nervous system formation
Cellular component (GO): extracellular region
Molecular function (GO): Toll binding; growth factor activity
Source: RefSeq, a predicted model, not a curated record